Molecule: messenger RNA, 1653 nt
Organism: Capronia coronata CBS 617.96
Lineage: Eukaryota; Fungi; Ascomycota; Eurotiomycetes; Chaetothyriales; Herpotrichiellaceae
Exons: 4
Coding region: 1-1653 (550 amino acids)
Biological process (GO): carbohydrate transport; transmembrane transport
Cellular component (GO): membrane
Molecular function (GO): carbohydrate:proton symporter activity
Source: RefSeq, a predicted model, not a curated record
AUGCCGGGCGAAGUGCGCGCCCUCUCUACCACCAACGAUGUCAAUCGCAUCGAGGCGCCGGUCACCUGGAAGGCCUACCUCCUCUGCGCCUUUGCCUCGUUCGGUGGUAUCUUCUUUGGGUACGAUUCGGGUUACAUCAACGGUGUCAAUGGUUGCAAGGAGUUCAUCCAAGUGAUUGAAGGCCCCAAUGCCACCGCCCUGAAGUCGUCACACCAGUCUCUCAUCGUCUCUAUCCUCUCCUGCGGAACCUUCUUCGGUGCCAUCAUUGCCGGCGACGUGGCCGAUAUGAUCGGACGAAAAUGGACCGUCAUCAUGGGCUGUGUUAUCUACGCUGCUGGUGUUGUCAUUCAAAUGGGCACUGGGCCCGGCCACGGACUUGGUGUCAUCGUCGCCGGUCGCCUGGUCGCAGGUUUCGGCGUCGGGUUCGAAAGCGCGAUUGUCAUCCUCUACAUGAGUGAAAUUUGCCCGAAAAAGGUCCGAGGUGCUCUCGUCGCUGGCUAUCAAUUCUGCAUCACCAUCGGUCUGCUCCUGGCUGCCUGCGUCACAUAUGGCACAGAGGAUCGCACAAACACCGGCGCCUACCGUAUUCCAAUUGCCAUCCAAUUCAUCUGGGCCAUGAUCCUCGGUGGAGGCUUGGUCUUCCUGCCAGACUCACCACGUUACUUUGUCAAGCGAGGUCAGAUUCAGCGAGCUAUCAACUCUCUGUCUCGUCUCCGUGGCGAGCCGCCCGACUCGGAGUAUAUCCAGGUGGAGCUUGCCGAGAUCGUUGCCAAUGACGAGUAUGAACGCCAGAUCAUCCCGAGCUCGGGCUGGUUCUCCAGCUGGGCCAAUUGCUUCAAGGGUGGUCUCUGGAACCAGAAAUCCAAUCUGCGUCGCACCAUCCUGGGUACUUCGCUCCAGAUGAUGCAACAAUGGACUGGUGUCAACUUCAUCUUCUACUAUUCGACUCCCUUCCUGCAGUCGACCGGGGCCAUUUCCAACACAUUCUUGAUCUCGUUGAUCUUCACUCUGGUCAAUGUCUGCUCGACCCCGAUCUCUUUCUACACUGUCGAAAGAUUCGGCCGUCGCCCGCUCCUGAUUUACGGCGCCCUCGGUAUGCUGAUUUGCCAGUUUCUGGUCGCCAUCAUUGGUGUCACGGUCGGCUUCAACCACACCCACCUAAACGCUGCAGGUGACAGCCGUGCCAACAACAUUUCAGCCGUGAACGCUCAGAUUGCCUUUAUCGCCAUCUUUAUCUUCUUCUUCGCGUCCACAUGGGGUCCUGGUGCCUGGAUUCUCAUUGGUGAGAUCUUCCCUCUCCCUAUCCGGUCCCGUGGCAUUGGUCUGUCGACUGCCUCCAACUGGUUGUGGAACACCAUCAUUGCCGUCAUUACCCCUUACAUGGUCGGUGAAGAUCAUGGCAACCUGCGCUCUUCGGUAUUCUUCAUCUGGGGUGGUCUGUGUACCGCCGCCUUUGUCUACUCUUAUUUCCUUGUCCCCGAGACCAAGGGACUGUCGCUCGAGCAGAUCGACAAGAUGAUGGAAGAGUCCACUCCUCGCACAUCGGCCAAGUGGAAGCCCACCAAGACCUUCGCCGAGCAGAUGGGCAGCCAAGGGGGUGUUCUCAACAAGGAAAUCAUUGAGGAGGCCGAACGCAAGGGCUCCGUCUUUUAG